GUGUGCCUUAGUGCAUUACUAUCUUUGGUGAACGACGGUUGGGCAUUUCGGGAAAAACGGCGGCAACUAAGCUUUGCGCAACUUUACUAUCUCGUUUAUUGUUUACAAAGAAGAUUAACAAGACAAUCGUUUAAAAAGGGUUUUGAAUUGUCGGUUGGGGCUUGGGUUAUGUAAACUGCGAGGUGCUAACGAUUUCCGUUUCAUCUUCUCUGCUGCUGUAAUCGAAUGUAAUUUAAUUCAAGUCUGGGUGCACUACAACGGAUGAUACAGCUACAAUGGAUAAAUGCAAAGCCAUGGACAUGGAUAUAAAUUAUGAAAAUAACAACACGGCUGGGGAAAAGUGCAAUGCGAUCGACAAUAAUCAAAACAAACGAGUGACAUGCUUGAAUGGCGAUGCAGAAACGGCGAUCGAGGAACAGCCAGAAGCUGAAGCUUAUUUGAAACAUCUACUGGAGAAUGGAUGCAAUGAGGGGGACAGUGGUUAUGAAAUGGAAUUGCCACCCUGGUAUGAUGAGCAUUUGUUCAAACAGGGUCAAAGUUUCAUGAACAAAUACAGAUUUGUCAUACAAUCGGGCAUGUUAUCCGGCUUAGUGGCCGUUCUGGCCAUACCAUCCAUUCUCAAAGUCCUCAUAUGCACCCGGCAAUCAUCGAGUCCCGCCACAGCCUAUCGCCGAUAUGUACGAACCCUACUGCACACAAAUUCCUGGUAUAAAUAUUCAGCAUCUGACAAAUCCUCCCGUUUUUGGACUAGCCUGAGAGCGGUGCGCAAGGCCCAUUCAAGAUCAAGUCGAGCCUGUGCUAAACUGGGGGCGGGACAAAUAACACAAAAAGAUUUGGCUCUCACCCAGUUUGGAUUUAUUGGAUUCCUAUCUUUGGGGGCCCAUCGCAUCCAAUUGGAUGACGAACACUUCCUGGAGGCAACAUCCCACAUGUGGCGUGUUUUGGGUUACCUACUCGGCAUCAAAGAUGAAUACAAUAUUUGCGGACGUAAUUGGCUGGAGACGAAAUUACGCCUCUCCAUUGUCAUGCGUAAAGUCUACGAACCGGCCCUGGAAAAUCCCUCAGAGGAAUUUAAAGAAAUGUCCAAGGCCCUGCUAGAAGGCCUGUGGCACAUCAACACCACACUGACCGUUGGUUCAUUUGUCUAUUUCACCAAACGCCUAUGCUAUGUCAAAGGUUAUGAAUAUUUCAAAUUUGACUAUCCCCCCUGGCGGAAACCCGAUCCCCAACAACAUUUGUACUACAAGGACCUGAGUUGGAUCGAUCGUUUCAUUGUCUUCUAUGCCCUCAUCCUAAUCACAUAUCUGCACAAAUUCGACAUUGUUCGUUGUUAUUUGAAUUUCCGGGCGUGGUUAAAUGAACUGCUAAUUGAAUACUUGCCGUAUCUGGCGAUUUUGAAAUUUGGCACCACCUGGGCAUAUGUGAGCAUUUUUAAUCGCAGCGGUGGCGAAAAUGAAUUUGAAUAUCAUUUGAAGGAGGAUUAACGGGGUUUUUUUCAUAGUCUAGUUGUUAAUUUUUUUUUUAUAUAUUUGAGAAG
This is a messenger RNA of Musca domestica (house fly), 1537 nucleotides long. RefSeq lists its product as uncharacterized. The transcript has 3 exons. The record is from RefSeq and is a predicted model, not a curated record. The coding region runs from base 276 to 1484 and encodes 402 amino acids. NCBI's taxonomy places the organism in Eukaryota, Metazoa, Arthropoda, Insecta, Diptera, Muscidae.